GGGAACAGCUAGUUAGUAAGUAAUAUAAUAAUUCGUUGAUGUAUUCCAGGUGCUGGCGAACGGUCAGCUGAACUGCGGCGGCAUGGUGCUGACGGCGCGCCACGUGCUCUCCGCCGCGCACUGCUUCAUCAACCCGGACGGCGCAGCAAUCAGCCCCUCAGUCUUCACCGUCCGAGUCGGGUCCACCUACUCCAUGUCCGGUGGAUCCGUCCACAAGGUGUCCACCAUCGUCCUGCACGAGUCGUACAACAACCCGACCAGUAAUAACGACGUGGCGGUGGUGGUGCUGGCGUCCCGGAUCCGGAGCUUUAAUAGCUCGACUGUGAGACCGGCCAUUGUGCCGCCAUCUGGAUAUGUGGUGCCAGAUAAUGCGUCCGUCGUCGCUAUUGGCUGGGGCAGCACUGUGAUGAGUAUAUUUUAUGAACCUAACUAUACUUACAGUCAGCCCAAGAGUUACUCUUACUACUGUAGUUUUUAUGUAUGGCAUCCCAGUGCAAAUCUGACUGUUAUCUUGCAUACCUAGGUACUUAAUGUAACUUUACUUCGGCUUAUAGUUAGAAGAAAUCAAGUAAACAGAA
Plutella xylostella (diamondback moth) is the source of this 578-nucleotide messenger RNA. RefSeq names its product achelase-2. Gene Ontology annotation, molecular function: serine-type endopeptidase activity. Gene Ontology annotation, biological process: proteolysis. The record is from RefSeq and is a predicted model, not a curated record. NCBI's taxonomy places the organism in Eukaryota, Metazoa, Arthropoda, Insecta, Lepidoptera, Plutellidae.